This is a messenger RNA of Thecamonas trahens ATCC 50062, 502 nucleotides long. RefSeq lists its product as uncharacterized. Bases 1 to 360 code for a protein of 119 amino acids. NCBI's taxonomy places the organism in Eukaryota, Apusomonadida, Apusomonadidae. Gene Ontology annotation, cellular component: intracellular membrane-bounded organelle. The record is from RefSeq and is a predicted model, not a curated record. Gene Ontology annotation, molecular function: 2 iron, 2 sulfur cluster binding. The transcript has a single exon.
AUGCAGGUUGCCAAGACGGGAGCAGCAGGGAUGCAGCGUGUGAUGGGCGCCGCGGCGGUGCGGGCGAGGACGAGCACGGCGGGCGGCAACAACGAGAGCGUAGGCAAGGGCGAGGACGGCAGCAGGCGGGUCAGGGCUGCGAUCGAUGAGGUGCAGCUGACGGAAGAACACAUCGGCAAGGGCAAGCGGCUCUCGCUGUGUCGGUGCUGGGCAUCGGCCACGUAUCCGCUCUGCGAUGGCGCGCACAAGAAGCUCAACCUGGGCGGUGACAUCGCCGGUCCGAUCAGGGUCACCCUCUCACCCAAACUUGCCGAGCAGCUCGUCGCAUCGGGCGCUGUGCCUGCAACGGACAAGAGCUAGCUCUUGGUGAGGGGGUCCAUCGCGUCAUGCUCUGCGAUUUGUGCAGAUGCGCUGGUCUUUACUGCAGCCGCCUCCGAGCUGGUGCAUCGGCAGUCAGAGUGAGAGGGGGGAGAAGAGACGGGUAAAGAUGGCAGCAGUGAUG